Parastagonospora nodorum SN15 is the source of this 1290-nucleotide messenger RNA. RefSeq lists its product as hypothetical. Bases 1 to 1290 code for a protein of 429 amino acids. The transcript is spliced from 4 exons. The record is from RefSeq and is a predicted model, not a curated record. NCBI's taxonomy places the organism in Eukaryota, Fungi, Ascomycota, Dothideomycetes, Pleosporales, Phaeosphaeriaceae.
AUGACGGCAGGCGCGCACGAGAACUUCCGGUACACGAGGACGUUGAUAAUCGAGGAUGUGCGGCUUCCCGCAGAGCCUCAUGUCCCUAGUGCAGUAGCGUGGAUCAGUGAAGAUGAUUCGAUGGAGCAGUGUACACCGGAAGAACGAGAUGAUUGCUUAUACUCGCUCAUCAAGCACUUGCCUGAUGGCGCAUUACGUCGCUUCUCCACAGAGUGGAACGAGACACAGGAGCACUUGCAACUACCGUCGAUAUCCAGCGGUCGGGCGCUUUCUCUCAGAAUCACCGUAGAUGAUGGGCAAACUUGGCCAGACUUGGAGAUCGCCUCGGGCAACGCUCGUCCGAAGAGCAUGGUCAAGGAGCUUCGCUUACUACAUGUCUCUGCGUGGAACCUUUUCCGACCAUUAUCUUCUCUGUACAACUUGUCUCAGUUGACACAUCUGAGUCUGUUGGGCUCUUAUGGCACUGCGUUUCUCGAGGCUUUUGAAGAAGCCUUCGUCAGAGGUCAAAUUGACGUGCAACUUCCGCUCCAACAUAUAGCUGUGGAAUACCAAGACAGCGAACAGGUUGACAUUCUCGAGUAUGAUGCUAGCCUUGUACGCAUCUACCGAGCUUGUAAAACGGUCAAGUCCUUACACGUUUGGUGGGAAUCUAACGUCCCCGAAGAACGACCGGAAAGGAUAUUGAAGCUGCUAAAGAAUUCAGCAGGAGCGCUGGAGCUUUUGAGUCUCUCACAUUGGGGACGUAGUGAGACGCUUAGACAUGAGGAGUUUGACGAGAUUUGUAACGCUUGUCCCGGCGUACGACAACUCGCUAUUGAAAUAGCUGAGAAUGUACUCGGUCCCAUUAUCGAAGGCGGGUGCUACCGAGACUUUCUGGCCUCAAUCAAGAAGCUGAGAGAGUUACGCUUCAUUCAUCUCCGUCUACCCUACUCCCACCACAUCGGCAAAGACGAACAUGGCCAGUGGUCCCUUGACAUCCUCGUCGCCCAAAUGAAGCAGUUUGCCAACAGGCUCUUUGGCGAAUUGCACGUCGCAGGCUGCUGUCCGCUACUCGAGGGUCUGGUCAUUGGCCAUAUGGUGGAAGUCCGGCCAGGAAUCGGGAGCUGGAGUGUCCCCAUCCCACAGUGCUGCUUUAUACGCGAAAUGGAGAACAAUGGCAAAGACUGGAGAGUGUCAGUCGCUGUUCCUGUUUCUAGAGCGAUGCUUCUCGGUGGCCAAUAUGAGGACUGCUGUAUAAUAGCGACGCUGAUGUAUUCCCCCGCGAAGACCUCGGGCUUUGCUCAAAACUAA